AUGGGAGAACUGACCAGGGAGGUCUCGUCUGGCGCGACUCAUAGGACAACCUACGGCAAGGUGGAGGGAGAAGAGAGGGGGGGCACGCGCGAUGAGAUACGCCGAUUUGUGUGCUGUGAUUCGCCAGAAUGCGAUGAGCCCAACUUUGACGACAAUGAUGAAGAUGAGAAGUCGAAGUUGAACGGGAGAGGGAGGCGGCAUCCUAGCUGCCAGGGUGCUGGGCCGAACCGCACGGCCGACCGCCGAAGGGCCGUCCUCGCCGUCGGUACAGAGUACCGUGACUCCAGCCUUGCAUUCCCGCCAGAAACACGCCAGAGUGUUCCUCCUCGAGCAUCUCCAGCCACGGCUCAAGCCUCGAAUGUAUCGCUUUCAUUGGCCCAAGGCCCGCGUCCGGAGGCCAGCUAA
Molecule: messenger RNA, 405 nt
Organism: Colletotrichum orchidophilum
Lineage: Eukaryota; Fungi; Ascomycota; Sordariomycetes; Glomerellales; Glomerellaceae
Exons: 3
Coding region: 1-405 (134 amino acids)
Source: RefSeq, a predicted model, not a curated record